Molecule: messenger RNA, 2875 nt
Organism: Didymodactylos carnosus
Lineage: Eukaryota; Metazoa; Rotifera; Eurotatoria; Philodinida; Philodinidae
Source: the annotation of a GenBank genome assembly
AAAACACAAAAGUGGGGCGAGACUUUUGGUCCCUACUGUAUGUGAAAACAGAAGGUGCUUGAGGUCUUGCACUAAGUAAAUUCCACUAAGUUGCGUUUUCUCUGAUCCUCUUGAUCAGCCUUAUGGUCCUGCUUCCUUUGGUUAUUUUUGCUAUACUGCGAAGGAGUAUGCUUUAAAUGCGGUGAAUUACGAUGCGAAAUGCGUUAGUUAGUAAAGGCACCUAAACGCAUUUGUUUCUGUUGCGUUCAAAUGCGUUUGGGAGACAUUAACGGGUCAAAACGCGCUUAACGUGAAUGCGUUCGAACGUCUUAGUCAUUUGAACGCGGCAAAAUGACUUUAUUUUCACAGCGGUUUAGCGCGUCAGUUUCGGAUGCAGCUAAACGCGUUUGAUUCUAACGUAUUUAAACGCAUUUAUCACCGAUUAACGCGUACAAACGCGUUUCAGUUGUAAGAAAACGCGUUCAGACACGUUUUUAGUGCAAAAAAACGCGUUUAGCAGUGCGUUUGGUCUAAAAAAAUGUCUGCCUGGAUAUCGCGACCUGCAUAAUAGCCAUGCGAAGGUCGAAUCUACAUAUGCUUCUCGGUACAGGCAAUACUACUUCUGCUACAGGUUCCCUAGAUCAAUAUGACGGAUCUAAACAGCGGCUUUCUAAAGGUGCUUUUUUUAGCGACUUUUACUACUUUGCCAGUCCGAAAAGAACUAUUAACAGCUCAAAACAUUUUUGGGAAUCUCCCCAGUUCUAAUGCCUCUACCUACCAUAAAUAUAUGAACCAAAAAUUCGGCUAUCGGUUGAGCAGGCAGCGGAAGCGUUCAGUAUCAAAUUGCAUAACAGUAAGCAGAGCAAUGCAGGGUUCAUCAGCAGAUAACGUUAUUAAGAGUUUAGGAUGGUUAACAUUUUCUCAGUUUUUAUAUAUAAACUGAAUGUGUAUUUUCUACAAGACUUUCAUGGGUCUAAUAUGUAAUCAUCGGUUUUUGAACUACACGGCUCCUAAUAUUCAUUAUGGUUGAGAUCAAACAAUACUAAUCGGCUUUAUUACAGAUAAAAGUAGUUUCUUUAAUAACUCAUUUUUUCUGACUAUCGUUAAAGAGCAGAAUACUCAUUCUCUCGACUGUAAAGACACAACUUUGCGUCAGGAUGCAGCCUAUGAAACUUCGGGACAAAAAUUAGUCAAUCAUCUGCUCGAUUCUAGCUUUACUAUUGCAUCGUCAGCGAACAGAAUAAUAGUAACAAUCUAUUGUAGACCAAAAAUAGAUUUCUUAGCUUUGCGGGCACAUUUAAAGAUAUAUAAACUUGUUGAUGAUAACAUCUGUCAGCAAUGUUCUGAUGUGAGUUGACGACCCAAAGUACUUUUUCUUUGAGUGUGCAGCUAAUAGUCGGGCUAGAUUGACCUGUGUCACUACUUUGGGAAAAUCAGAUGUUAAAAAUUGACCUAAACACGCUUUAAUUACGAUCAAACUUUGAGGAGAAAAGUAAAGGGAGGUGGAUAAGACCGUUUCCGUCCCAAAUAUUUUUGAAAAAAGAAUUACAUAUUAAGAGUCAGCGUCAAAUUGUUCAUGGAAAGGCGUAUUUGAUUCAUUCAAAACCCGAGUUCCAUUUUUUUCGAAAACUUUUCGCUUCGAUGACACUUUUGGAACUUUUUUAUCGAUAAUAUUCAUAUCAAACAGCUUUCUCAGGUAUUUCUCUAAUUUUGUUCCUUUCUCGUUUAAUUCUAUUCGACUUCUAUUCGUCGAACGGUUUGCAUGGUGAAACCUCAUUCAUUUUCAAUAAAUCAUCGGAUUAAUCCGUAAUCACAAUCGCAUUUCCUUUAUCAGCUUUACACAUAUACAAAUGUUCAUUUUCCAAACCCAAAUCCGUCCUUCUCCUAUUUAUUUCUUUUCUUUUCUUUUUCUUCCACUCUAGCGCAAACAAUAACUGGCACAUCAUGCUCACCAUACGUCUAUAAUACAAGUAUAAAUGCAACAACAACAAUUUCGACUGGCUUGUAUUCAUAUGGUGUUACUGUAGACGGUGCUAACAAUAUUUAUGUAUCAGAUUCCAACGAUCGUAUUCUUAAAUAUUCAUCGAGUAAUUCAAAUGCGACCAUUGUUGCACCUUCAUCUACAACACCGGGAGCAACUGGCUCUCAACUUGGAUCUCCGCUGGCUAUAUUUUCAAAUCUAAAUGGUGAUUUAUAUAUUUCGGAUACAAAUUCUUACUGUGCGGGUGCCUGUUGGUAUUCGUCCAAUAAUUAUCGCAUUCAGAAAUGGAUUAAUGGAGAUAAUUGGGGUACUACAGUCGCUGGUGGAUAUGGACUAGGAACAGCUCUGAAUCAAAUUGGCAUUUGCUAUGGUAUAUUUGUAGAUAUCAGCGGUAACCUGUAUGUAUCCGACUACACUAAUCAUCGCGUAACCAAGUGGCCACCCUACUCUACCAGUGGAAUAGUUGUAGCUGGCAACAAUGGUAGUGGAAGUAAUGCUACACAACUGAGUAAUCCCCAAGGUGUAUUUGUGGACGGAGCGGGAAAUCUUUUUGUGGCUGAUACUGGCAAUAAUCGUGUGCAAAGAUUUGCUCCGGGAUCCACCUCUGGUGUAACAGUUGCAGGCGGGAACGGAGCAGGACCAUAUCCCACUCAGUUGAAUCAACCGACAUCAGUUUAUGUGGAUAGUAAUGGAAAUGUAUUUGUAUUAGAUUCACAAAAUCAGCGAAUUCAACAAUGGUCGCCAAAUGUUGAUUAUGGUGUGACUGUUUUCGACGGUUCCACUGGUGUUUUUGGUAUGAAUGCACGAGCAAUGACCAUGGACUCAAUGGGUAAUAUAUACAUCGCAGAUACACAAGGACAGCGAAUCCAAAAACUUCCGAUCAUAUCGACCGGUAUAUGUGGUAAGUAUAUCUAA